Molecule: messenger RNA, 1828 nt
Organism: Benincasa hispida (wax gourd)
Lineage: Eukaryota; Viridiplantae; Streptophyta; Magnoliopsida; Cucurbitales; Cucurbitaceae
Product: DNA repair protein recA homolog 3, mitochondrial
Biological process (GO): DNA repair
Molecular function (GO): ATP binding; ATP-dependent DNA damage sensor activity; single-stranded DNA binding
Source: RefSeq, a predicted model, not a curated record
CAAGGGAGGGAAAAUCCGAGCGAGAGAGAGAACCCAAAAAAAAAAAAAAAGAAAAGAAAAGGAAAAAUAAAUUUGAACCCUAAAAAUGGCAGAGUUCAGUGCAUGUUCUUAAAUGGUCACCCUGUCUUCUUCUUCGUCUUUCGGUUUCCAUUUCAUUCUUGCCCGUGCAUAUGGCUUCUACCAGCUCUUCUUCUUCUUCUUCUUCUUCUUCUUCUUUAUCAGUUGCUGUUUGUUCAAGUUAGCUCUCCAUUUCUUUUAGUUUUUGGAGUUGCUCUUUCUGUUCUGCAGGGGAGGUUUUGAAGAGGUUUAAUGGCGAGGCUUAUUCGAAAUGCGUCUUUUCUUGGGCGCUCUAUUUUCCAUCACGAGGGGUACAGGAGAGGCAUAUUGGGAGCGUCUACUCAAAUAUGUAAUUUUUCUACCAAAGGUAAAAGGAAGUCCAAGUCAUCAGAUGGGAGUGACUCUUGUGAAGAAAAUGCGUCUAAGAAAGAGCUUGCCUUACAACAAGCUUUGGAUCAGAUAACUUCUUCAUUUGGAAAAGGGUCUAUCAUGUGGCUUGGCCGUUCUGGAUCAUCUAGACAUGUCCCUGUGGUCUCCACAGGCUCGUUUGCUUUGGAUAUAGCUCUAGGAAUUGGUGGCCUUCCUAAGGGUCGUGUAAUCGAGAUUUAUGGUCCAGAGGCAUCUGGAAAGACAACUCUUGCACUGCAUGUAAUCGCCGAAUCCCAGAAGCAAGGAGGUUACUGUGUUUUUGUUGAUGCCGAGCAUGCUCUUGAUCCAGCCCUUGCUCAGGCUAUUGGAGUGAACACUGAGAAUCUGCUCCUUUCUCAACCAGAUUGUGGUGAACAAGCUCUUAGUCUCGUGGAUACCUUAAUCCGAAGUGGUUCAGUUGAUGUUGUUGUUGUUGACAGUGUAGCUGCUCUUGUGCCUAAAGGUGAACUCGAUGGUGAGAUGGGUGAUGCCCACAUGGCUAUGCAGGCUAGACUCAUGAGCCAAGCACUUCGCAAAUUGAGUCAUUCUUUAUCCCUAUCACAAACUGUACUGAUAUUUAUUAAUCAGGUAAGAUCAAAGCUGUCCACUUUUGGAGGAUUUGGUGGCCCAACUGAAGUUACCUGUGGUGGCAAUGCCUUAAAAUUUUAUGCCUCGGUGCGACUUAACAUUAAAAGGAUAGGCCUUGUCAAGAAGGGGGAAGAGACGUUGGGAAGCCAAGUUCAAGUAAAAGUGGUGAAGAAUAAGCUUGCUCCUCCCUUUCGGAUUGCUCAAUUUGAGCUCGAGUUUGGAAAAGGUAUAUGUAAGUUAUCAGAGAUUAUAAAUCUGGGGCUGAAAUACAAAUUCAUGUCCAAGGCAGGUGCAAUCUAUAACUUUAAUGGUCGAAGUUUCCGUGGCAAAGAUGCCUUGAAAACUUUUCUCUCUGAGAAUGAUGAUGCUAGGGAAGAACUAAUCACAAAACUUCGGGACCAACUACUCGAUGUGGAAAUGGGUAAGCCACGAAACGGAGAUGAAACAGAAGGAAGUCUCCAAGAAGAUGUUACCACUUCACCUGAUUCUACCGACGAAGAUGCAGUUACUGCUGUAGAAGUAUAAACUUGUGGAAUAUGGAUGCCUUCUAAUUGUGAAUUCAAGCAUUUCCAUCCUUGUUAACCUGGAUCCAUUCUUCCUUUCUACUUGCUGAUGCUAUCGGAGCUUCACCAGGCACAAAGUUUUGAGUCUCUUACCACAUUUUUAUAUCUUUUAGUUGGUGCUCCGUGGCAGAUCCAGGAUUUUAUGUAGGGUACAAGAUGAUAUAAAUAUAAUUUUAGAUGCAUAAAUAUAAUCCUCAAAUCGUAUAAUAUCA